GACACUUCACCUUUACUCAAUCCAAUUUCAAUUCUCUCUGUGACAGUGACAUUAAAAACACAAACCUUUUACAACAAAAAACUCAAACUGUUACAAAAUCUCUGUUCUUAAUUCUCACUACAACCAUUUUCCAUGUUACAACCCAGAUUCAUUCCACUCAUUUUCCUGUUCUUUCUAUGUUGGGUUUUUGUUCCUAUGGCUGAAUCAGCCAUAGGUGUAAACUGGGGUACAAUUUCUUCACACAGAUUGAAACCCUCUACAGUUGUUAAUCUUUUGAGAGAUAAUAAGAUCUCAAAAGUUAAGCUUUUUGAAGCUGAACCUGAUGUGCUUAAAGCACUUAUGGGUAGUGGCAUUCAAGUUAUGGUUGGUAUUCCUAAUGAAAUGUUGUCCCUUUUGGGUUCUUCUUCUGUUGCUGCUGAUUAUUGGGUGAGGCAGAAUGUUUCUGCUUAUAUGAUUAAAGGGGGUGCUGAUAUCAGGUAUGUUGCUAUAGGAAAUGAACCAUUCCUUUCGAGUUAUAAUGGUCAAUAUUUGAACCUUGUCAUACCUGCAAUAACCAAUAUACAACAGUCUUUAGUCAAAGCAAAUCUUGCUGGUUACGUAAAGAUAGUUGUCCCUUGCAAUGCAGAUGCCUAUGAGUCGUCGGGAGGACUUCCUUCCCAAGGGGUGUUCCGAUCUGAACUGACGCAAAUCAUAACUCAACUUGUUCAGUUCCUCAACUCAAACGGUUCCCCAUUUGUUGUUAAUAUCUACCCGUUUCUUAGCCUUUACGACAAUGGCGAUUUCCCUGGAGACUACGCAUUCUUUCAGGGAACUACUCAUGCUGUAACAGAUGGUUCAAAUGUUUACACCAAUGCAUUUGAUGGAAACUACGACACUUUAGUUUCAGCCCUCGGUAAACUCGGAUACGGUCAGAUGCCAAUAGUAAUCGGAGAGAUUGGUUGGCCCUCAGAUGGAGCCGUUGGUGCAAAUCUAACUGCUGCUAGGGUUUUCAAUCAAGGCCUUGUCUAUCAUAUUGCAAGUAACAAAGGGACACCCUUGAGGCCAAACGUUCCUCCCAUGGACGUUUAUCUUUUCGGUCUGCUUGAUGAAGGAGCGAAAAGCACACUUCCAGGAAACUUCGAAAGACACUGGGGGAUAUUCUCGUUUGACGGGCAAGCUAAGUAUUCAUUAAACCUUGGACUUGGAAACAAGGAAUUGAGAAAUGCGAGAAAUGUUGAGUAUCUUCCAUCAAGAUGGUGUGUGGCAAACCCCUUGCGUGAUCUGACUAAUGUAGUAAACCAUAUGAAAAUUGCUUGUAGUGUUGCAGAUUGCACGACGCUUAACUAUGGGGGUUCGUGUAAUGAAAUCGGCGAGAAGGGUAAUAUAUCAUAUGCUUUUAACAGUUACUAUCAGCUAAGAAUGCAAGAUUCGCAGAGCUGCGAAUUUGACGGACUUGGUAUGGUUACUUUCCUAGAUCCUUCAGUUGGUGAUUGUCAUUUUCUCGUCGGCGUUAUAGAUACAGGUUUGAAUUCAUCAGCAUCUCAAACAACCUGUCAGUCGUGGUUUCUAGUAUUAUUUCUAAUUUUACAUUGGACUUUUUUACUUUCGAUGUGAUCAAGAGGUUUCAUUGGUGGGUUUUUCAUGGUUCCUUCUUCUGAGACUGCUAGAACUAGAUUAGCUGCUAUACUAAAGCUUAGAUUUAUUCAAAAGAUUCAUGGUUUGUAGCCCAGAAUAUGAUCAUUAAGUCAUUGUAUCAUAUAUGAGAAUGUAUAAACACUAUCUUGAUGCAUUGAAUAUUGCACAUAUAUAUUAAAUUGAUUAUAUGAAUCAGCAUCUAUUUAUUUCAUA
Molecule: messenger RNA, 1827 nt
Organism: Trifolium pratense (red clover)
Lineage: Eukaryota; Viridiplantae; Streptophyta; Magnoliopsida; Fabales; Fabaceae
Product: glucan endo-1,3-beta-glucosidase 5
Exons: 2
Coding region: 133-1593 (486 amino acids)
Biological process (GO): carbohydrate metabolic process
Cellular component (GO): plasma membrane
Molecular function (GO): hydrolase activity, hydrolyzing O-glycosyl compounds
Source: RefSeq, a predicted model, not a curated record